AUGUCGAAAACUCAAAUGUUGAGAGUUUUAGUGAACCAGAGACUGAGUGCAGCUGCUGAAGAGAUCUUUGAGCUGUUUGAAAGAACGAUAUUAGAGUACGAGGAGAAACUCUGUGGAUCUCAAGAGAAUCAACACAAACAUCAGGACACUGUUUACAACCCUGAAGGAGACACACUGAUCACAGGUCUGUGGUUUCACCCUCAUUGUUUACUCAUUAUCAGUUCCUUCUGCGUCUAAAAGACGUGUCUUUCAGAUUCACAAAAAACAGAACAUGUGGUUAAUCAAUAACCUUUCCACUUACUUCUUUGCUCGUCUUUUCGCCGUCAUCUUCUGUGCCUAGAUCGUAAAACACCGGUGCAUCAUCAUUAUUGGUCCCUGGCAGCUCACUUCUAUUGUGCCUUUUUCUAUUUGCAUCCUUUUAUUUUCACAGUCAGUAACUCUUUUUUUCAUCGCCUUUUUUUUUUGCGUCAUUAACUUCCAUUGUGACUCCUUUUUUUUUUGCAUUCUUUUUUUAUUUGCAGCAGUGGCGGUUCUCGGCCACCGUACUUAAUAUUCCCAUCUCUACACACUGUAUCUUUAAGCUUUGCUCUUCGUUCUUCUCCACAGACACUCAGCAGUUUUUAGUGAGUAAAGAAGAGGUUCCUCCUGAGCCGCUGGACAGGAUCUUCAGUCUGGACCAUGAGGACCCACCAGAACCACCACACAUUAAAGAGGAAAAGGAGGAACUGUGGAGCGGUCAGGAGGGAGAGCAGCUUCAAGGAGUGGAGGAGGCUAAUGUUACGCUAAUAUUCACUCCUGUUCCUGUGAAGAGUGAAGAAGAUGACGGAGAGAAACCUCAGUCCUCACAGCUUCAUGAAAACGAAAGCAAAGAGAGCAGAAACAAGAGUUCUCACUCUGAAUCGGACACAGACAACAGCAGCUGGGAUUGGGAGGAGAUUAAAAGCUCUCAGUCGGGUCCAAACCCUGAAAACUCUGAGGUGCCUGUUAGUGAUGGGGAGGGUAAUACUGUAAGAACAGCAGAUAGUUCCUCUAAACGUGCUGAGGGCAUUAGCAGCAAAGAGUAUCAACUAAAAUACAGUCGACGCAAAGCAGGUCCGAAACCAUUCAGCUGUUCAGUUUGUGGGAAACGAUACCUGCGGAAGAAUUCCUUAUCAACUCACAUGAGACAUCACUCAGAGGGAACACGCUUCAGCUGCUCCGUUUGUAAGAAGAUUUUUCCAUGGAAAGGAGAUGUCGAGAGACACAUGAGAGUCCACACAGGAGAGAGACCGUACAAAUGCUCCAUCUGCGGCUCAAGGUUCGCUCAAAGCUCAACUUUAAACUUACACUUAAGAGUUCAUACAGGAGAGAAACCGUACACCUGCUCAGUCUGUCAAACAAGCUUCAGUCUCCGAAAUAACUUGGUUUUACACAUGAGGAGCCAUACAGGAGAGAGACCGUACAGCUGCUCGUUCUGCGGGAAAGGAUUUGCACUACGGGGAAAUCUGAAACGACACUUGAUUGUCCACACAGGAGAGAAACAGUACGGUUGUACUGUUUGUGGUCAGAAAUUUGCACAACAUGUAACUUUGAAAAGACACAUGACUGUUCACACAGGAGAGAAACCCUUUAGAUGUUCAGUGUGUGGGAAAAGAUUCGCUCAACAAACUUGUCUGAGAAGACAUUUGACCAUCCACAGAGAGGAGACUGUGUAG
Molecule: messenger RNA, 1694 nt
Organism: Xyrichtys novacula (pearly razorfish)
Lineage: Eukaryota; Metazoa; Chordata; Actinopteri; Labriformes; Labridae
Source: the annotation of a GenBank genome assembly